AUGAGAUUCGCAAAAGGUUCCCUUCUAGCUCUCGCCGCGGGACUGCUACCGGCCCUUGUUACUGCUGAGCCGGCAGCACCCCCAGCUUACACUGCUCCAGCAGUGCCAAUUGGUCGCGGCGGGGGUCACAUCCCUCGGACCGUAGGACGGCUCUUUGAGAUCGAUGGUAAGGUUCAGUACUUUGCGGGCACAAACUGCUGGUGGCUCGGAAACCUUCUAGAUGACUCUGAGGUUGAGCUGGCCAUGUCGCAGAUGGCAGAUACCGGCUACAAGGUCGUUCGCACAUGGGGAUUCUUCGGGGUCAAUGACCCCACAAACCCAGGGCAGCCUACGUUCUACCAAGUCCUGAACGAGACCUUGUACAAGGGCGGAUGGGGGAUCAACUACGGUCCGAACGGAAUCCACCGCCUCGACGUCGUCGUCUCCCUCGCCGAGAAAUACGGCAUCAAGCUCGUAAUGGUCCUAAUGAACAACUGGAACGACUUUGGUGGCAUCAACAUCUACAGUAACGCAUUCGGCAGCAAUGCGACAACCUUCUACACGAACCCCGAUGCGCAGCGCGCGUAUCGCAACUACGUCAAGUUUAUCGUUAACCGGUAUAAGUCCUCUUCUGCGAUCUUUUCGUGGGAGCUUGGGAAUGAGCCAAGGUGUAAGGGGUGCGAUCCCUCUGUGAUCUAUAACUGGGCUACGGAGAUUAGUCAGAUGAUUAAGAAGAUUGAUCGCAAGCAUAUGGUUACGCUUGGUGAUGAGGGAUGGUUGUGUCCCCCGGAGGGGGAUGGGACUUAUGCCUAUGACUGCUCGGAAGGCGUGGACUUUGUGAGGAAUCUGGAAAUCAAGACUUUGGAUUACGGCACCUUCCACAUGUACCCCGAGUCGUGGGGCUACAACUACACCUGGGGCAACGAAUGGAUCCGGCAACACGACGCCAUUGGCGCAAGAACCGGCAAGCCCGUCAAGUUUGAAGAAUACGGCGCUCCCAUCAAUCAUACCGAGAUUGAACGACCAUGGCAAUUGACCGUUCUCAAGGAGACUUCCCUGGCGGCGGACUUUAUCUGGCAGUUUGGGAGUGUCCUGCCUGAAUCUGGAACCACGUGGGGUGAUGUCAACUCGAUCUAUUAUGGGACGGAGGAGUAUGAGAUUCUUGGGUUCAAGCAUGUGGCGGAGAUGCGGAGGAAGCGUGUUCGGCACCAUUAG
Molecule: messenger RNA, 1194 nt
Organism: Aspergillus calidoustus
Lineage: Eukaryota; Fungi; Ascomycota; Eurotiomycetes; Eurotiales; Aspergillaceae
Source: the annotation of a GenBank genome assembly